This is a messenger RNA of Condylura cristata (star-nosed mole), 648 nucleotides long. Its product is annotated as cytochrome c oxidase assembly factor 6 homolog. NCBI's taxonomy places the organism in Eukaryota, Metazoa, Chordata, Mammalia, Eulipotyphla, Talpidae. The coding region runs from base 245 to 484 and encodes 79 amino acids. The transcript is spliced from 3 exons. Gene Ontology annotation, biological process: respiratory chain complex IV assembly. Gene Ontology annotation, cellular component: mitochondrion; respiratory chain complex IV. The record is from RefSeq and is a predicted model, not a curated record.
GCAAACGGUAACUCGCAAGGGUCAUUACAAGGCGGGCGAAUUCUCCGGGAGAAUUGUUUCCUUGAUGGUUCACGGGUUUACAGCGCUAGACCGCGAGCUCGCGGCGGGUCGGGCGGCGCCAGCUGUCACACCGGCACUCUCCUUCCUAUAUUUGGAUUGCGUGACCCAUUUCCUUCCUUCCGUCCUAGGGGAACCCGGCUGUGGGCUGGUGGCGAGUUCGGCUUGCUGAUUGAGUCCAUCAGCAAUGGCAGCCCCAACUAUGAAAGAGAGGCAGGUUUGUUGGGGAGCCCGGGAUCAGUACUGGAAGUGUUUAGAUGAGAACAGAGAGGACUCUUCUAAAUGCAAGAAGUUAAGAAGCUCAUUUGAGUCAAGUUGUCCUCAACAGUGGAUAAAAUACUUUGAUAAAAGAAGAGACUACUUAAAAUUCAAAGAAAAAUUUGAAGCGGGACAAUUCCAGCCUUCAAACACAACUGCAAAAUCCUAGGCUGUUCCUGUUUUUCAGAAAAGUUGAAGCCAUUAUUUAUGGACAUUCAACAAUUCUCCAUUGACUUCAGGACAGUAGUACUGAUGGUAAACAUCAGAACUUGAUCCUUGUAUACAACACUUAACCUAAAAAUGAUGAGGUAACCAAAAAGCCCACCAUUCAAA